UCUAAACCACACCCGUUUCAAUUAGUAUAGCCACGCCCAUCAUCAAUACAUUUCUGGUUUUUUACAUUGACACCAUAUACAGGGAGUAUGCCUAAGGUGAGGAGGAGCAGGAAGAAACCUCCUGAAGGAUGGGAAGUCAUAGAACCAACACUGGAUGAACUCGACCAAAAACUAAGAGAAGCUGAAAUUGAGACUCAUGAAGGAAAGAGAAAAUCGGAAGCUCUCUGGCCAAUAUUUAAGAUUCAUCAUCAAAAGUCUCGUUACAUUUAUGAAUUAUUUUACAAGAGAAAGGCCAUCAGCAGAGAGUUGUACCAGUUUUGUUUGGAUGAGAAUAUUGCAGACGCAGCGCUUAUCGCCAAGUGGAAAAAGUCCGGUUACGAGAACCUCUGCUGCUUAAGGUGCAUCCAACCCAGGGACACUAACUUUGGAACUGCUUGCAUCUGCAGAGUACCAAAGAGCAAACUAGAAACAGAUAAGAUCACUGAAUGUAUUCAUUGCGGCUGCAGAGGUUGUUCUGGCUGAUGAACUUAUUUCUCUCUCUCUCUCUCUUGUUCAAUUACAGUCCAGUGUAUGUGUGUAUCUCUUUUAAUAAGAUUACUGAUAUCAGUCAAUAAUAUGGUCUAACUGCUUCCCUCUCAUUACACCAUUGACUAGUUGUUAGGAUAAUGAUGAAUAUUUAUAUAAAUAGAUGACAGAAUUAUUGUGAAUUAAUAAA
Amphimedon queenslandica is the source of this 715-nucleotide messenger RNA. RefSeq names its product protein BUD31 homolog. Bases 88 to 522 code for a protein of 144 amino acids. Gene Ontology annotation, cellular component: nucleus; spliceosomal complex. Gene Ontology annotation, biological process: mRNA splicing, via spliceosome. The transcript is spliced from 7 exons. NCBI's taxonomy places the organism in Eukaryota, Metazoa, Porifera, Demospongiae, Haplosclerida, Niphatidae. The record is from RefSeq and is a predicted model, not a curated record.